AUGUCGAAUAUAUAUCAAUGGUUAUGGAAAUCUAAUCCUAAUCCUUGGGAAAUAAACAUAGAAGAACAAUGGGAAAGAUAUUCUGAUAUUGAAAUGACUAUCAUUGAAAAUGCUUAUCAAAAAAAAUAUUCAACUGUUGAAUUAGAUAAUUUUAUCAUUGAUCUUAAACAUCUUGUACAAAUUAAUAAAAUAGAUUCAACAAAACAAAGACCUAUUAAACGAAUAUCAGAUGUAAAUCUUCAAUGUUUAAGAGAAGAACGAUUUACUUUACCAAAUCAUAGUUCAUUGAAUAUACGAAGAAAGUCUUUUGGAGAUGAAGCUAGAUGGAUGUCACCAAAAUUUAUUGAAGAAUGGAUUAGACGAAAUCCACGUAUAACAUUAAUUCAACGUAUUGAAAAAGCAGCACAAGGUAUUUUAGAAGAAGGUCGUUUACUUGAAAAAAUUACCGAAAGUCAAUGGUUAGCAAAACAAUUAUUGGAAGUUAAAGAAAAAUCAUGGGAUGAAAUUGCUUUACGUUGUUUAUAUUUAUAUACAAUAGAAUGUUUUCUUUAUAAAUUAUUAAACAAAACAUUAAGAGAAGAAGAUCUAUCAAAAGUUGAUACUUUAGGACCUUUUUGUGAUUUUCUUUGGAAUAGUCUCUCAUCGGAAUAUUUAAAAUCAAAAUAUCAAUUUACAGGUUUAGUUUAUCGUAGUGCUUCAUUACAACCUGAUGAAAUUGAUGCUUAUAAAAAUUCUAUUAAAAAAUAUCCUAAAGAAUGGCUUAGCUUUUCAUCAACAAGUAAAAAUCGUACUUUAGCAGAAUUCUAUGGUGGAAAUACUCUUUUUAUUAUUAAUGUACCAUCACAAUCACAACAUUUAGAUAUAUCUACAAUAUCACAUUUUCCUCCUGAAGAAGAAGUAUUAUUAGGAGCUUCAACUAGUUUUCAAAUUGAAGAUGUUAAAUAUGAUGAAACUACUGGAAAACAUUUUAUUUAUCUUAGAAUUUUAUGGUAA
Messenger RNA from Rotaria sordida, 993 nucleotides. NCBI's taxonomy places the organism in Eukaryota, Metazoa, Rotifera, Eurotatoria, Philodinida, Philodinidae. The record is from the annotation of a GenBank genome assembly.